GAUUAGGCACUUCAACCAAUCAAACAGAUUGAAUCGGAUUAGAUCCUCAUACUCAAAAAAAAAUACUCAACCGCUACAAAUAUAUUGAGUCACAAAAUAAGUUAAAAUUUCAAACAAAAAAAUCUAUGAAUCUAAACCAACUUAAGGUGGAACGAAACAAGGAUAAGCUACGCCGGCUAGCGCAGAAGGAUGGCAACAAGCUUUGCUUUGACUGUGGCGUGCGGGGUCCCCUGUAUGUGGUGACGGACUUCUAUAUCCUUGUGUGUUCUAUUUGUAGCUCUACACAUCGCUCUUUCCAACAUAAGGUGAAAGGCAUUUCGAUGUGCACAUUUGCAGACAAGGAAGUGACUGGAGUCGAGGUUGGUGGUAAUGACGUUGCUGCACAAAUAUGGCUCGCUCAUUUCAAAGGCACUAAACCCCGCUCCGGGGAUGUCCAUGCAAUUCAAAACUUCGUUGAGAGCACGUUCGUAAAGGAGUUAUAUGUUGAUAAGGCAAAAAAGGAAGAAUUCAAGAAAAGUAUCCAAAACGAGCUGAACCCUGAAACCAAACCACACGUGUCAACAGCAGAAACAACACUAGUGAGCCCACUAUCUGCUCAGAUCAAUGCACCAGCCCCUCAAGCUAGGUCCUCUGUGCCUGUUGUGGCUGCUACUCAGCGGCCACAACCUCCACAAGUCGACCUUUUCAAUGGCUUCUCUGCGGCACCGGCUCCUGUGAGCACGACUCCGUCCGCUAGCAAUCCUGAUAACCCCUCUAAUGCUAAGCCAACAACCAACCUCCUUCAAGACCUCUUUUCUGUUCCUCAAGCAACUCAACCAUCUCAACUGGUACCCCAGCCCAGCUACAUGCAGCCUCCUCAAAUGCAGCAGCAUUUGGCGGCAGCCCCCUACAGUGGUCAGGGGAACGCUGUUGGCAGCUUCCCCAGCUACCCUGCGCAAAAUCUUGAGAAUUUUUAUACUUCAUCGUAUAACUCUGACCCGGUACCAGUCGCACAGGAGAACCGUUUCCAAAACCAAGGAAGAUACAGUAACUUUAAUGCAAACAGCACGCCCAACAUCACACCCGUCGGGCUACAACAACAACCUCAAAUGACCGAAAUCCGAGCGCCUCAACCGCCUUUCAGUAAAAUGAAUAGUGUAGACUUUUUUCAGCCCACAGAAACAAAUUUAUGGGGUUCUAAUCCCCCCUCAGCGUCGGCGGUGACGACUCAUCAACCUGCAAGGGGAAUAGGGGCGGAGAUCCGUUCAAAUGAUAAAAUAUUUGCUUCUCUGGAUCCGUUUGGAAUGAAGUAACCUUUAUCGCUAAACGUAUAUAUGUAUAUAUAUUAGAAGUCAAACAUUUAACCCUUUUGUCACUCCUACCUUGCUGUCAUAA
Molecule: messenger RNA, 1374 nt
Organism: Phytomonas sp. EM1
Lineage: Eukaryota; Euglenozoa; Kinetoplastea; Trypanosomatida; Trypanosomatidae
Source: the annotation of a GenBank genome assembly